Molecule: messenger RNA, 1686 nt
Organism: Anguilla anguilla (European eel)
Lineage: Eukaryota; Metazoa; Chordata; Actinopteri; Anguilliformes; Anguillidae
Gene: tslig3b
Product: family with sequence similarity 98 member B
Exons: 8
Coding region: 40-1239 (399 amino acids)
Cellular component (GO): tRNA-splicing ligase complex
Source: RefSeq, a predicted model, not a curated record
AUCGACGUAGACUUGUGUUUCCACAGCUCAUUUUCCACAAUGGAAUACGAUAUCCUGGACAUUUUGGAACAGCUCGGGUAUAAUGGGCCUUUGCUGAAUGAAGAGGUCCUUGCAAAAGCAUCCGAAGGCGGUUUGUCUUCACCCGAGUAUAUAGAUCUGUGCGUAUGGUUAACUUCUCGACUGAAACGCCUGUGCUGCUUAGAAGAAAAUCUGUCUGCCGACCCAGGUGACAUUGAUGGACUUCAGUUUGAGAUUAGCGGGUUGCUGAAAGAGCUGUCCUGCCCAUAUACAACUCUAGUCUCGGGGGAUGUGCAACAGAGACUAAAAAAUAAAGAUGACUGUCUAAAACUGAUCUUGUUUUUAAGUUCAGAGCUGCAGGCUGCACAGGUAAUGCAGACCAAGUCAGUUCAAGAGAGCACCAGCGUGGAACAGAACACAGCCUCUCCAGAUCUCAGGCUCAUCUGCAGAGUACUCGGUCUAUCUGAAUCAGAAUGUCUGGAUCCAGCCCAGUUAUUUUCCACCAUUGAAACCAAGAUAAGUAAUAUUCUUGAAAGAAUUCCAAAGGAGCACAUAGGCAAGCCAGUGUUGAAGUCCUCCAUCGGUGGCGAACAGUGGGAGGAGCUGGAGAAGAUCAACACGGUUCUGUCUUCCGAGUACGAGUGCCGAAGGAGGAUGCUAAUCAAGCGCCUGGACGUCACCGUUCAGUCCUUCAGCUGGUCAGAGAGAGCCAAGGACCAGAUAGACAGUAUGGCUAAAGUCUAUCAGCCAAAGAGACAUUCAUUGAAAAUUAAGACAUCAGUAAGCCUUGAACACCUGCUUGCUGCCAGAGAGGACAUUUGCAAUGUUGUGAAAACGAGCAGUGGCUCAAGUCGGGAGAAGACCACCUGUGCUAUUAACAAGAUCCUAAUGGGCAGGGUGCCCGAUCGAGGUGGACGCCCAUCGGAAAUCGAAGCCCCUCCCCCCGAGAUGCCCCCAUGGCAGAAGAGGCAGGAAGGAGGAGGGAGAGGCGGCGGGUGGGGUGGACGAGGAGGUGGGGGUGGUGGGAAGGGUGGCUGGGGGGGUCGAGAGGGAGGGGGGAAAGGUGGAUGGGGCAACGACGGAGGAGGGAAAGGUGGGUGGGGCCACCAGGGAGGGGGAAAAGGUGGCUGGGGCCACCAGGGAGGGGGGAAAGGUGGGUGGGGCCAUCAUGGAGGGGGAGGAAGUGGAUAUUAUAAGGGGAAGGGGGGAGAUUAUUAUUGAAGCAGUUUUUUUUCCAUUUUGAACAUGGAAUCGGAAAUGAGUAUUACACUUUGUCUCAGUAGAGGACAACUGAGAUUGCUGCCUCUGUAGGGGCAGGAAGUUAGGGCUUCCUUUGGUGUGUAGUUCAUAGACUAAUGAUGAAAGUUGCAAAUCAUGAAUUCCUUUUUCAGUAUUUAAAGUUUUUGAGUUUUUAGAUGAGUUUUGUGUGAAGUUACAGAGUGAAUAAAUUGGGACUACUCUAAUGACAAACAUCCUGACACAUUUUGAUCAUUUAGGCUUCACAUUUUUUUUUUUUAAGAUAAUGGCAUGCUUACUUUGUCCAGUUAUGAAAGUACAUUUCACAGGAUGUGGAAUUCUAUUUUUAAUUAUUGUUUUUUUUAAAAACAUGGCUCUUUUUUAGAACUAUUAGUUAACCAGUCUCAAAUAAAAACAGGUACUUAAAUAUUU